Prunus armeniaca (apricot) is the source of this 1014-nucleotide messenger RNA. NCBI's taxonomy places the organism in Eukaryota, Viridiplantae, Streptophyta, Magnoliopsida, Rosales, Rosaceae. The record is from the annotation of a GenBank genome assembly.
AUGAUGCAACACUAUGAGAUGACAGACUUGGGUCUGUUGCACCAUUUUCUUGGCAUGGGAGUGGAACAAACUGAUAAGCAUAUUUUCAUUCAUCAAAAGAAAUAUGCCAUGAAAAUUCUUGAGAAGUUUGGAAUGAGAGACUGCAAGUCAGUGGCAAUUCCAUUAGUGGUAAAUGAGAAAUUGUGUAGAGAAGAUGGAAGUGAAGCAGCAGAUGAAAAUGAAUUCAGACAGAUUGUAGGGAGUCUGCUUUAUCUGACUGCCACAAGACCAGAUGUCAUGUUUGCAUCUAGCUUGCUUGCUAGGUUUAUGCACAAUCCCUCAAAGAAACACAUGGGAACUGCUAAACGGGUGCUGAGAUACAUACAAGGCACAUUAGAUUUUGGAAUUGAGUUUGCAAAGGGGAAAACAGCUACUCUAAUUGGGUAUUGUGACAGUGACUGGGCUGGGAGUGAGGAUGAUAUGAGGAGCACCUCAGGAUAUGCCUUCACACUAGGCUCAGGCAUGUUCUCUUGGGCUUCCAUCAAGCAAAACACAGUUGCUUUAUCUACAGCCGAAGCUGAAUAUGUGAGUGCUGCAGAAGCAACUUCACAAGCUAAGUGGCUCAGAUUUGUGCUUGAAGAUUUUGGUGAAGAACAGGUAGGAGGGACUCCAAUUCUAUGUGACAACACCUCUGCAAUUGCAAUGGCAAGGAAUCCAGUUCAUCACCAAAAGACAAGACACAUCAGCAGGAAAUUUCAUUUUAUAAGGGAAGCCAUUCAAGCAAAAGAAAUUGAACUGCCUAAGUCCCAAUCAGACCCAUACCUGACCGGUGAUGGUGGAGCUUCGUUGUGGGAGAGAGAGCGAGGAGCUGUGGGAGGAGGAGGCGGAACUCGACCCUUGGAGGCGGUGGUGAGAGGAGCUGAAGGAGGAGGAGGCGGAACUCGACCCUUGGAGGUGGUGGUGAGAGGAGCUGAGGGAGGGAGAGGUGGAUGUCGACCGUCGGAGGUGGUGGUCUGUUACCCGAGGUGUCGUUGA